This is a messenger RNA of Glycine soja, 2295 nucleotides long. Its product is annotated as pentatricopeptide repeat-containing protein At2g33680-like. Bases 1 to 2295 code for a protein of 764 amino acids. The transcript has a single exon. NCBI's taxonomy places the organism in Eukaryota, Viridiplantae, Streptophyta, Magnoliopsida, Fabales, Fabaceae. Gene Ontology annotation, molecular function: RNA binding; protein binding. The record is from RefSeq and is a predicted model, not a curated record. Gene Ontology annotation, biological process: RNA modification.
AUGGUUCAACCAAUUUUCCAACCACUUGUUUCACCCUCCAUUCUUCCUCCUUCUUCUGCAUGCCCUUUGCACUUCCUUCCACCCCAUAAUAAUGGCUUCCACCCCACUUUCCCUAACUCCUCACAAAGCCUCAAACAUGGGACACCCCAAUGUUGUGCUGUUUCACCCUGUAAUCAGAACAACACUGUUCUUCUUAAUGACUGGCCUCAGUUCCUUCAAUUCUCAAUUGGGUCACAUGAUUAUAUGCUGGCCAAGGCAAUUCAUGGGUCUCUUAUCAAAUCUGGUUGUGAAGGUGACAUGUUUGUGGACAACAAUCUUAUGAACCUUUACUCAAAAUUCAGUAACAUGGGUGAUGCACAGAGGAUAUUCGAUGAAAUGCCUGUGAGGAGCAUAGUCACUUGGACUACCCUCAUGAAGGGGUAUUUGAAGAAUGGGGAUGUUGGGUCUGUUUUCUGUGUUGCACGUGAUAUGUGCAUGGCUGGUGAGAAGUUCAAUGAGCAUACUUGUUCAGUGGUUCUACAGGCAUGUAGGUCCCUGGAGGAUCGUGUUUUUGGGGAGCAGGUUCAUGCUUUUGUCGUGAAAAAUGGGCUUCAGGAGAAUGUUGUUGUGGCCACUUCAUUGGUUUCUAUGUAUUGUAGAAGUGGUCAGUUGGGUUGUGGUGAAAAAGUGUUUGGCGGCAUAAGUGUUAAAGAUGCUCAGUGCAUAAAUUAUAUGAUUUUGGAAUAUGGCAAGGAAGGCUUGGGGGAUAAGGCGCUUUGGAUUUUUGUGGAUAUGCUACAAUCUGGAUUGAAACCAAGUGAUUACACGUUUACGAAUUUGAUCAGUGUGUGUGAUUCAAGUGUAGGAUUAUAUGUAGGGAAGCAACUACAUGGGCUUGCAGUUAAGUAUGGUUUUAUGUGUAAAACAUCUCUUGGAAAUGCAGUUAUUACAAUGUAUGGGCAACAUGGAAAGGUCAAAGAGGCUGAGAGAGUGUUUGGUGAACUGGAUGAGAGGUCUUUGAUUUCCUGGUCUGCUCUUCUUUCAGUGUUUGUUAAGAACGGCCAUUCUAACAAAGCCUUUGAAAUUUUCCUAAAUAUGCUUCAAGUUGGUGUGCCUCUUGAUUCUGGUUGCUUCAGCACUGUUUUAGAUGGGUGUUCAGAGUGGAAUAAUUUGAAAUUUGGGAUUCAAAUUCAUGGACUUGCAAUAAAGCUUGGUCAUGUCUCUGAUGUAAAUAGUGGUACUUCUUUAGUAGAUUUGUAUGCUAACUGUGGAAGUUUGCAGUCUGCAAGAGUGAUUUUUGACAGGCUUCCAAAUAAAACAAUUGCUUCAUUUAAUGCUAUUCUAGUUGGAUACCAGAAUUCAAAAAUAAGAGAUGAUGAAGAGGACCCUAUGGGUUUUUUCAGCAAAGUAAGAUUCAAUGGUGUGAAACCAGAUUGUGUAACGUUUUCACGACUCCUUUGUUUAUCUGCUAAUCAAGCAUGCUUGGUAACUGGGAAAAGUCUUCAUGCUUACACUAUAAAGGUGGGCCUUGAAGAUGAUACUGCUGUAGGCAAUGCUGUAAUUACUAUGUAUGCUAAAUGUGGCACUGUUCAGGAUGCUUAUCAAAUAUUUAGUAGCAUGAACCGUGAUUUUGUUACCUGGAAUGCCAUAAUUUCUGCAUAUGCCCUUCAUGGUGAAGGAAACAAUGUACUUUUGCUCUUUGAGGAGAUGAAGGAACAGGGUUUUGCUCCUGAUGAGAUUACAAUGUUGGCUGUUCUCCAAGCAUGUAGUUACUCAGGUUUGUGGGAAACUGGGUUGCACUUAUUCAAUGAGAUUGAAUCGAAGUAUGGGAUCAGGCCUGUGAUUGAGCACUUCUCUUGCAUCAUUGAUCUUUUAGGUCGAGCUGGAAACCUAUCCAAAGCCAUUGAUAUCAUCAACAAAUGCCCGUACCCUGAGUCACCUUUGCUUUGGAGGACUUUUGUGAAUGUCUGUAAGCUUUGUAGUGAUUUACAAUGUGGAACGUGGGCAUCCAGAAAAUUGCUUGAUUUAGCCCCCAAUGAGGCCUCCUCUUACAUACUUGUAUCAAAUAUGUAUGCUGAAGGAGGCAUGCUGGAAGAGGCUGCAAAGAUCAGAACAGCUAUGAAUGACUUGAAAUUAUUUAAAGAAACAGGUUCCAGCUGGAUUGAGAUAGACAACGAGGUUCACUAUUUUAUAGCAAGUGACAAAAACCACCCUCAAAGCAGAGAAAUUUAUGCACAUUUGGAUCUGUUAAAAUAUGAAAUAUGUCGGAGCUGUGGGAACAGAAAUAAUCUUGAACUGAUUUCAAAUUCCCUGUGA